Sesamum indicum (sesame) is the source of this 655-nucleotide messenger RNA. Its product is annotated as chaperonin 60 subunit beta. The record is from RefSeq and is a predicted model, not a curated record. NCBI's taxonomy places the organism in Eukaryota, Viridiplantae, Streptophyta, Magnoliopsida, Lamiales, Pedaliaceae.
GGUGGACCGCUGCAGAGAUGCAGUCGGUGUCAGCUGCCUGAGUGUAUGUGUAAUGUGUCAACCGUCCCAAGACGAUGCAUCUACAGAGAGAGAGAUAGAUAUACGGAAUGUAUACGUUAUAAAUAUAUAAUUCUUAUAUACACCUGCAGAAGUAUAUAUAUAUAUAUACCUCAAGCCCUUUAGCGCAUACGAAGAAUUCUUGAAUCUGUUGAAGAACAGAAAAAGGGAAGAAGAAAAAGGAAGAAAUGGCUAUGCUGAUGAUGGGAUUGAGUGUGCAGUGCGUGUUGGACUUCAUGGUGGCGGGGAUUUCGCUGAUGAUUGGGCUGGGCUUGUUCGCGUUCAUCGCUUCAAUUCUUUGCUCGGCUGCUUUCUUCCAGAAUGCCAAGGAGAUUUCUUGAUGGGUUGGAACGGAAGGCAUCCGUUUGCUGCUGCAACUGCAACUUCAAUAAGGUUCUUUUUCUCUUCACCUCCUGAAUACAUAUUGUUGGAGAGUGCACAUUCUGCCAACUGCCAAGGUGAUGCUAUCUACAUAGCAAAGAUAAGAUAUUGUAUCUGGUUAUCUUGUUCUAAGUUUGUAGAAUUCAACAUGUACCAACGUUGUUGCAUUGCUUUUACCUCCGAAACCUCGGAGUAAUAUUAACUUUUUUUCAACGUA